AUGUCCUCCGCAUCACCAACACCAGCACGAGGCGCCGUCGCCGCCACCGACGCGGCCCCCAGCGCUCAGUUCCCUUCGGCAACAGAACACAAUGUCUAUGCCGACAACCGCGACGAAGACAUCUUUGGCUGGAUCCAACCCGACGAGUGGGAUACCGUCGCAGGCGUCAACAAGAACAAUUUCAUGCGCGGCGACUGUCUUGAAUGUGCGGCCGACCAGGAAAAGACGGCUGCCCCCGCAUCAUCAACACUUCAGAGUUGCGGUGGCCCCAGCUGUGGCUACGGUGCACAAUGCUGCGAGUACAGCCGUCGCGCCACCCACGCUGUUGGAUCAUCACAACGCACACCCGCCCUGCUCCUGCAACGCAGCAACACCAAAGCUGGUGGCAACACCACCAUCGCUGAUCUUGCUAAAAAGGAGCAGAAGAGCAGUCUAGGCGUCAGCCUCAUCGACAUCAUCCAUGGCCGUAGCUGUCGCCCCAUCAGCCUUCUCGAUCUGCGCACCUUUUUGCAUUUUCAGCGUCUCCCUCACAAGCGUUUGCCAGCCUAUUACCCAGCAUCGGACAUGCAGAGCUCUGCUAUCGACGACUUGGACCUCAACUUUGAUCUGCCUUCCUCGUCGACAUCAUCGCCACCCUCGCCAAGGUAUAUGAAGGAAAAGGAGCAAACCGCAGAGCGUCUUCACUACGACGAGGUGGAUGCUUUGGACUUCUUGGUAGCCUACGAGCGCUACGUCACCAAGUUCAGGGACCAAGCGCGUGCAGACCGCCUCAAGAGUCCAGACCCGGCGACAUGCAAAGCAGCUGUCCGAGCUUACGUGCGAAGGGCCUGCAAGGGUCGCGCAUCGUCCGAUCUCACCGCUAUGGAUGUUUUGCUUCAGGGUUCCGAAACCACGGAUGAUCUCUCCGACAUCCCCGAGGAGAUGUCGCGGGAAGUGCUUGCUCGACUCAAGCCAUCCGACUUGGGCCUCAAGCCCGAAACGCAGCCUCUUCGAGUCGACUUCGAUCGCAUGGUGCAUCGCUACCUUUGCUCUCGACGUGCCUGCAUCCUGCCGAGCUCGCGAAAGGGCCGAAAGAAGCGCUACUCCAGCUCGUCAUCCGACACCGUAGCCGACGCACCCGACUCGCCAGUGCGCCAACUUGGCUCGUCCAAGAACGACAAGAUGCCGCGUCUCCGCUGGAUGGUCGACAUGGGCCUCAUCUCCGAGGGCGACUUGCAACUCGCUCUGGCCGAAUGCGACUUCUCGACCCACCCAGAGGUGCUCGCGCCCGUCGCAGAGGCGGUCUACGCCUACAUGUCGCAGCACGUCGUCCCCUUCUUCUUCAUCUCGGUGACGAGCAAUCUCGGCAACAAGACCAAACGGGGUCGCCUCAUGGUCGGCAUUGUUCUGUCCACCAUUGCACUCAUCUUGAGCAUCCUGCUUAUUAUCGAGCCCUCGCCGUUUGCGCCGCGCGCCAAUGGCAACGGCGACAUCUCUCGGUGGUGGCGCCUACUCACGGCUCCCAUCUGGGCUGCGGGUCUGGGCUACGUUUUGGCCUACUUUACUGGUCUCUGCGUAUGGCUUACGCUGCGAGGCAACCGCGAACCGGACGCAGAGGAGGAGCGCGAGCGCGAAGAGAUCCGAUCGCGCAUCUCUGGUGAAGACGUUAUCGGCUUCGACCUCGCUGAGCUGCAAGCUGCGGCUGACCAGCGCGACGUCUCUGCCGAACAGGACACCAACCGGUGGAUGGCGCCUGAGAUCGCCAACAUCCUCACGGGCAUCACUGGCCUGAAGAAGGACAAGCAUCGCAAGAACCGUUCUUCCUCAGAUCUCCCUGCCGCUCGCAGCGGCGGUGAUCUGCGCAACCUCGAGGAGGGUCGCCACCGCUCCAAGUCUGAAGUCACCGAGAGUGGCUUCACCAACAAGGACUCGUUUGAGCUUGGCGAUACGUCCAAUGCUGUUCAUCUGCAGCCAUACUUUGAAAAGGAGUCGCUGACAGCGCCCGCGGCUGUGAUCCUUCACACGCCUCGCAGGCCGGCCGUGGCCGAAUCCGUGGGUAGGCCAUCAGCGACCUUUUCGGAUGCACACACCUCGCACCCAGUGCGCCCGAGCAUGGAUCGCGCCCCGAACUCAUCCGACGGCUCCGUCGACCGCCCCCUCGCCCCCGGCGCUGCGGUGAUCAAGCAAAAGCGCGUCCCUUUGCUCAACUUCAGCAUCGGCAUCAUGACCAAGAACGGCGCCGAGGCGGCGGACGAGUCUGUGGAGACGCCGGCAUUUACGCGGGACGCGCUGCUGUUCGAUCCAGAACUGGCCACUCGUGCUGCGCCUGGUUCGCCGGACGCCUCGGUCUCGCCGCAGCCGGGCAUGGCCCGCCGCAAGUCCCUCUCGCACACGCUGCUGCCGUUCAAGUCGUCGACCAAGGCGGUGGAGAGCGAUGCGGAGAAGGAGGAAUUCGCGUUGCCGACCAUCCCAGAGCCGGAACCGGCGGCGUUGGAUCCGCGCGACAUCGCUCCUUGGUCCGCACCCGCUCCCGCCCCUCUGACUGACCGACCGCUGCUGUUCUCGCUGCCUACGGAUCGCAAAUCGCGCCUGUCGGCGGCGACGAGCACCACCGCCGUCGCACCCACCCCCGUCCCCGUCCCACGUGGACCCAAGCGCGCGUACGAUAGCAAGAUGCCCCUCCACCGCCGCGUCUGGAGCGCGGUGCAGAGAGGAACCGGUUUCGCCGUCGGCACGGAGCGCGUACUGGACGCGCGCGUCAGAAGGGCUCAGCAGAUGAAGGCGCUCCGAAUCACCGCGCUGGAUGCGCUCGCGACCGUCGUCGUGGUGGUCAUCGUCAUGGUCAUUCCGUAG
Messenger RNA from Kalmanozyma brasiliensis GHG001, 2832 nucleotides. RefSeq lists its product as uncharacterized. Lineage: Eukaryota; Fungi; Basidiomycota; Ustilaginomycetes; Ustilaginales. The transcript has a single exon. The record is from RefSeq and is a predicted model, not a curated record. Bases 1 to 2832 code for a protein of 943 amino acids.